GAAAAACCGGGCUUCUCUGGCCCCCGCGGAGGACUCGACUCACUGGUGCGCGCUUUCAGCCCAGAGCAUCUGCGGGGACACGAGGUUUCUACACGCGGCGGUGAGCUGGGAACUUGCGGAGCUGUGAGCGUCCCAAGUUAAACAGAAAGCAAAAGUCUCUAAAAAGUGAUUUGGAAACAACUCUAAAUAUCUGUAACUGUAUAAGCUACUAAAGAGAAAGUGACCCAAACAAAACUACUUGAGUAACUGAAACAGGUUCACGUUCUUGUCAUCAAUUCUAUCCAGAAGCUGAGGAGUCUCCCUUUGAACUGAAGGAUUGUCCGAGGAUGGCCUUCCAAUUUAAUUUCACUAUAGAGGACCAUCUGGAAAAUGAACUAACGCCCCCUGGAGAUGGAACUUUGACCCCGAGUUCCUCAAAAGAAUCUUCAGUCUCAGAAAGUCAAAAAGGUAAACACAGAGACACAAAAUGUUCUACAGAACAGUCUGUCUUCCCUCCGAGUCACUCCUGGGGACCUAAGUCAGUGGGACACGCAGCUCCCUCCCAAGACACAUGCAACUCACCCAAUGCAGCUCCCAGUUCAGGGAACUUAGAGCCUCAUGAAAAUCAGCCUUGCCUGAGACUCGCCAAAGAGCAUGCUGUGCCGGAAGAUCUAAAGGAAGUGUUGGAAACUAAAGUCAUAGAAACAUUACCAGGUCUCCAGCACGUUAACCUAUCGGUAGUGAAAACCAUCCUGUUGAAAGAGAACUUCCCUGGAGAAAACAUCGUUUCAAAAACCUUCUCGUCUCACUCUGAUCUGAUUACCGGUGUUUACGAAGGAGGUUUAAAAAUCUGGGAAUGUACCUUUGACCUCCUGGCUUAUUUCACGAAGGCCCAAGUGAAAUUUGCUGGGGGGCGAGUGUUGGAUCUUGGCUGUGGAUCAGGGUUGCUGGGUUUAGUGGCGCUCAAGGGAGGGGCCAAAGAAGUUCAUUUUCAAGAUUAUAACAGUUUGGUGAUCGACGAAGUAACUUUACCUAAUGUGGCAGCUAACUCUUCUCUGGAAGAUGAAGAAAAUGAUGGAAACGAGCUGGACGUGAAAAGAUGCAGGAAAUCAAAAGCAGCACAAAAACUAGGUCAGUGCCGGUUCUUUUCUGGGGAGUGGUCUACGUUUUGUAAGCUCGUAACCAGUGAAAAAUACUUUGAAAAAUAUGACCUCAUUCUCACCUCAGAAACGAUUUACAAUCCGGAUUACUAUGAUACUCUGCACCAAACAUUCCUUCAAUUGUUAGGUAAAAAUGGGCGGGUACUUUUGGCCAGCAAAGCACAUUAUUUUGGUGUAGGUGGAGGUGUUCAUCUCUUUCAGAAGUUUGUAGAAGAAAGAAAUGUAUUUAAGACUAGAACACUUGAAAUAAUUGAUGAAGGACUAAAAAGAUACCUAAUUGAAAUGACUUUUAAGUAUCCUAGUUAAUGUCCAUGGAGUGUCCUAAGUAAAAUAAAUAGAAUAACUAAAAA
Messenger RNA from Pipistrellus kuhlii (Kuhl's pipistrelle), 1489 nucleotides. RefSeq names its product histidine protein methyltransferase 1 homolog. Gene Ontology annotation, molecular function: protein-L-histidine N-tele-methyltransferase activity. Gene Ontology annotation, biological process: peptidyl-histidine methylation, to form tele-methylhistidine. The coding region runs from base 327 to 1445 and encodes 372 amino acids. The transcript has 2 exons. NCBI's taxonomy places the organism in Eukaryota, Metazoa, Chordata, Mammalia, Chiroptera, Vespertilionidae. The record is from RefSeq and is a predicted model, not a curated record.